AAAUUACACCCGCAAAUUUUGUUUUAAUUGUAAUCGAGUGUUGCAGGCCGAUCAUGUCGGACGACAAGAAAAGCCUCGUCCACCCUGGUGACCUUUUGGCUGCCGUUAGAGCAAUCUACGGUUCCGAUUGCAAGAUUUUAGGAUGGGACGUAAAAUUAGGAAAUGAGACCGUGCAGGGUUUUGUUGCCUUGAUGCUGCGAGCACAGGUGGAGGUAAAAACCCCAAACGGCGGAGUCUCUGAAGUCAACUUGAUGGUCAAGAGAGCGCCAACGGUCGCUGGGCAAUUAGCAAUGGUCGAAAACUUUGGUAAUAUAAUAGCUCGCGAGGGAAUAUUUUUCAGCACCAUUCUACCUCGCCUGGAGGAAAACAGUCCCAACCUUCCCAUCGUGAAAGCUCUGGUUGCACAUAAAGAUGUGAUAAUCAUGGAAGAUCUUUGCGCCGCUGGAUUUAAGAACAUACCUAAAUCGAUGCAAGAUAUUGGAAGAGGUAAAAAGUUGACGUUCCCCUUGGCUCGUAUGUGCGUGAGAAAACUCGCAAAAAUACACGCUGCGUCAGCUAACGAAAAAUGGACGAAAAUUAUGCCGGUCGAGUUCUUUGACGUUGAUACUAUGGCGGACAGCAAAAACACCGAGCAUUUCCAGCAAUUUCUCAGUUUAAUGUUGCACACAGUUAUAAUUCCAAUAAUGAAGAAAAUUUUCCUCGAUACGCCAUCCAUUGAUAAAUUUAUUGAAUAUCUAUCAAGCCCACAGCUCUUUAGCAACGCCAUCGACGGCAUCAUUUGUGACAAAAACAAAGGACCUAAUGUUUUGGUCCACGGAGAUUGCCACUUGAACAACAUGAUGUUCAAACUGGAUGACAACAGAAAUCCAAUUGAUAUGCGAUUUAUCGACUUUCAAAUUACGAGAUACGGACAAGCCACCACUGAUUUGGUAUACUUUUUAUAUACCAGCGCUGGGAAGGAGUUCAGAGAAAAAUAUGAAAUGGACUUAAUCCGCGCCUACGUGGAGGCGUUCAAUGCCGAACUCUGUGUAACGCCCGACCUCCUUAACUUCGACAGUUUCUGGAAAAGUUACGAAGAAGCUCGUUAUUACGGUGUUGUUGUAGCUUUGGCCAUCAAGCCUAUGCAGUUUUUGACGGCAUUUGCACCUCCCAGUGGUGGAGAGCUCAAAGAUGAGUAUUUUGAAGAAAAGGAUAAAAUAGCGAAUUUGCCCGCUAUUGCAGCUGCCGCCUACGAAAAUGAUAUACUUUUCAAGGAGGAAAUGGACUGCUUAAUUCCUCACGCAAUGGCUGUCAUGAACAAAUAUGUAUUUGCUUAAUAAAAAAAAAAUGCAUUCUUACAUACUUGUAAGUUUAUU
Molecule: messenger RNA, 1355 nt
Organism: Neocloeon triangulifer
Lineage: Eukaryota; Metazoa; Arthropoda; Insecta; Ephemeroptera; Baetidae
Exons: 1
Coding region: 54-1316 (420 amino acids)
Source: RefSeq, a predicted model, not a curated record